AUGGAGCUGAAGGGGCAAGUCUCUUCUUUAAAGACGCCUCUCAAGCCUCUUCCUCCCCUUCUUUCCCCUCCUCCACCCCUUCCCCCCCCCCCCCCCACCUCUUUUGGUCUCUCUCGUCCCCAGCGCCGCAACGAUCACAUGGAGCUGAGGGCGAAGGUGCUGUCGCUGUUGCGCCUGCAGGAUGGAGGGGGAACGACGGGGAAAAGAACAGGGGGCAGGGGAGCGGGGAAGGGGGGAAUGCGGAGCAGGCAGCACGGAUGGGGAGCGGGAGGAGCUGGCGUUCGUACGGCUUUGCUGCUGGCAGUACAUGCAAUGCAUCGCACGGGCAUAGCGCACCGCGACCUCAAGCCAGAGAACAUACUCGUUAGUAGCGGCCCCGGUGCUUGUAGAGGCCUUUGCACUGUAGCUGACGACGCCCUCUUCUCCCACCGCGUCUCCUCCUCCUCAUACCAUCACGACAACCAGCCCCCCUCGUGUCCGUGCACGGGCAUGCGAGUGAAGAUAGCUGAUUUCGGGCUGGCAGCAGCGCUGGCGCGCGGGCAGACAACGGCGUGUGGGGUGGUGGGCUCACCCUUCUAUAUGGCUCCUAAGAUCAUCCGGGGAAGGCCCUAUGCGGGGGAGGUCGACAUGUGGAGCCUUGGCUGCAUUCUCUACAUCUGCGUGUCGGUUCCACGGAAGGACACACCGCGAGGUGUUUGCUUCGGUGCUACGCUCGGCGCCAGACCUGAAAGGCGAGGUAUGGGAGGGCAUUUCAAGGGAGGCUAA
Closterium sp. Yama58-4 is the source of this 765-nucleotide messenger RNA. The record is from the annotation of a GenBank genome assembly. Lineage: Eukaryota; Viridiplantae; Streptophyta; Zygnematophyceae; Desmidiales; Closteriaceae.